AUGGCGCAGAACAACCUGAUUGAUGGCACCUUGGCGCGCCUCACUAAGCAAAACCACGCUUCCAUGAAGGUUUUGCUUCGCUACGUCUAUUGUGAAAUCAAGCAAAUGCCCAAUGCCAGAGGAGGUUCCUGGUGCAAAAUGAUUAUGCGCUUCGUGGACAAAGACGGCAAGGGUCUGUACGCGGAGCUUCGCGCGUCGGACGCCAAUGCUCUGAAGAAGGUGGCUGAUCCCUGGAGCAAGGAUGUCUUCUAUGCCACGCACCUCGAGCCGGUCAGUAACAAAUUCUUCGCUGGGCUCUAUGUGGAUUUGUCAGACAGAGCCUCGAGGGCCACAGUGAUUCCGGUUGCUUCUUCCCACCCGUCGGCGAUGGAGAUGAAGACCCUCUUCCCCGUUGCAAGGUCGGACUUCUCGGUGUUGGCGACACAGUGCCAACACCGAGAGCGUGUGGAUGUCAUUGGACUGGUCACGGAGCUCGAGAUGCCGAGUACGAUCAAGCCCAAAGCCAAUCUCUGGUUGAAGGACGCAUCGGGCAAGGAGAUGCUGGUGAACAUCUGGGGCGCCCGCUUCGUAAAGAGUCUGGCUGACGCGCACGAAGGUAGCGUCGUUCGGAUCGACAACCUUUCCCUGCUGAAGAAGGAGAACAAUUCCAUCGAAGGCACCGUGGAACAUUUCGUCGACAACGACAAGCACGGCUUUAGUAUGCUGCACGUGGACCCCAAAGGCGAUCGGGCACAGGAGCUUCGGGAUCUGGGCACGUCACAAGCCGAUCGCAUCUCCGUUCCUUGGUGCCCUUCCUUGAGUGGUGGCGGCAGGCUGAUCUCCGACUUGGAGCCUUGCUACGUCGCAUGCGCCGCAACUAUGAAUGCAUUCGGCAGCGCAAAGGAGCAGGGAGCAACGCAGGACUGCUUUCGCGAGAAAGUGGAAGUGGCCCUGCACAACGUCUGGCUCGUCGACGUCCUUGGGAAUCCAGUCUAUGCUCCGUGCAAAGUAUGCACCACGAAGAUCGACCCAGUGACCGGUAAGUGCAAGCGCGCCAUGGAUGGAUGUCAGACGGAGUCUGCGGAUGCCCAGCCUCGAGGGCUGGCCACCGUGCACUUGGCGAAUUGGACGGGGCAGCUCAGCAAUGUUCUUGUGGGAGGAACGGAGCUGGCGGCGCUGGCCCGGGUCCGUGACGAAGAGGGGGCUGUGCGACGCACGGCUGGGCACGUCGCACCGCCUCGGCCGACCCCGGGGGUCUCCGCGCAGCAAGCUUCGCAUGCGAGUGUGGCCGGCGGACUUGCUCCCCCGACCCAGUUUCAAGUCUUGGCAGCUCGCGCCUGCUUCGGGGAGGAGUACGACGAGGACCGGCGUUCGAUGGUGAAAAAGAUCACCCGUCUUGCGACCGAGAAGCGAGAUGGUGCUGUGCUGCCAGUCCAUUGUCCGAUUGCCGAUUUGAUGUGCUCAGACAUGGGCACCUUCUUCACGAUAGAGGGUGUCUUCGCAAACUACGUGACCGUCGUGGCCGUUGCCGAAGACGAGCCCACCGUGGAGGAGGUGUACAAGGACGAGGAGAAGCACCUGGUGAGGAAGCACGAAGAGGCGUUGCAAAGCAACAAACGAUCUGGCAGCAGCCUCGUGCAGGAGACGCCAUCGAAAGUGAAGUGCAGCGCUUGGGACAUGAACUGUUCCUGGUGCAAAAUGAUUAUGCGCUUCGUGGACAAAGACGGCAAGGGUCUGUACGCGGAGCUUCGCGCGUCGGACGCCUCCACUCUGAAGAAGGUGGCUGAUCCCUGGAACAAGGAUGUCUUCUAUGCCACGCACCUCAAGCCGGUCAGUAACAAAUUCUUCGCUGGGCUCUAUGUGGAUUUGUCAGACAGAGCCUCGAGGGCCAAAGUGAUUCCGGUUGCUUCUUCCCACCCGUCGGCGAUGGAGAUGAAGUCCCUCUUCCCCGUUGCAAGGUCGGACUUCUCGGUGUUGGCGACACAGUGCCAAGGGCGCGAGCGUGUGGAUGUCAUUGGACUGGUCACGGAGCUCGAGAUGCCGAAUACCUCCAAGCCCAAAGCCAACCUCUGGUUAAAAGACACGUCGGGCAAGGAGAUGCUGGUGAACAUCUGGGGCGACCGCUUCGUAAAGAGUCUGGCUAACGCGCACAAAGGUAGCGUCGUUCAGAUCGACAACCUUUCCCUGCUGAAGAAGGAGAACGAUUCCAUCGAAGGCGCCGCGGAACAUUUCAUCGACAACGACAAGCACGGCUUUAGUAUGCUGCACGUGGACCCCAAAGGCGAUCGGGCACAGGAGCUUCGGGAUCUGGAACCCACGCAAGGCGAUCGCAUCUCCGUUCCUUGGUGCCCUUCCUUGAGUGGUGGCGGCAGGCUGACCACUGACUUGGGGCCCUGCUACGUCGCAUGCGCCGCAACUAUGAAUGCAUUCGGCAGCGCAAUGGAGCAGGGAUCAACGCAGGAGAAAGUCGAAGUGGCCCUGCACAACGUCUGGCUCGUCGACAUCGUUGGGGAUCCAGUCUAUACUCCGUGCAAAGUGUGCUCCACGAAGAUCGACCCAACUUCCGGUAAGUGCAAGCGUGCCACCGAUGGAUGUCAGACGGAGCCUGCGGAUGCCCAGCGAGUGCUGGCCACCGUGCACUUGGCGGACUGGACGGGGCAGCUCAGCAACGUGCUUGUGGGAGGACCGGAGCUGGCGGCGCUGGCCCGGGUCCGUGACGAAGAGAAGCUGGUUGAGUUGAUCCAGUUGAAAGGCAGUGAGGCAGUCUGCUUCAGGGGGCCGUGCGACGCACGGCUGGGCACGUCGCACCGCCUCCUCGGCCAACCGCGGGGGGGCUCCGCGCAGCAAGCUUCGCAGGCGAGUGUGACCGGCGGACUUGCUGCCCCGACCCAGUUUCAAGUCUUGGCAGCUCGCGCCUGCUUCGGGGAGGAGUACGACGAGGACCGGCGUUCGAUGGUGAAAAAGAUCACCCGUCUUGCGACCGAGAAGCGAGAUGGUGCUGUGCUGCCAGUCCAGUGUCCGAUUGCCGAUUUGAUGUGCUCAGACAUGGGCACCUUCUUCACGAUAGAGGGUGUCUUCGCAAACUACGUGACCGUUGUGGCCUUUGCCGAGGACGAGCCCACCGUGGAGGAGGUGUUCAAGGACGAGGAGAAGCACCUGUUGACGAAGCACAAGGAGGUGUACUCGCACACGCUCGAGCGUGUAGGAGACAGAAAGGCAUUCGGGAUCGAGGCUUUUUGUCAAUUCACAAAUUGCUUCCUCUUCAACAUGGCAGACGGCCUUCCGCGCUUGAUCUUGGGCCGUGUGAUCAAGAAUGCUGCAACCCAGGAGGUGGUUUUGCAGGUGGAAUGGAUGUCGAAAGUGACACCUGAGCAGAUCACGACAUUCUCGAAGGAGCGUGAGAUGGUCUGGAACCUCCUCAAGGGCGGACCGGCGUUGCAAAGCAACAAACGACCUGCCAGCAGCCUCGUGCAGGAGACGCCAUCGAAAGUGAAGUGCAGCGCUUGGGAAAUGAACUGA
This is a messenger RNA of Symbiodinium sp. CCMP2592, 3498 nucleotides long. Lineage: Eukaryota; Dinophyceae; Suessiales; Symbiodiniaceae. The record is from the annotation of a GenBank genome assembly.